CUUAAAAAUACAUAAUAAUGACUUUCUUGUACUCAUUCUUGCUGCACCACUGUUAGUUUCGCGACGUUUUAAUUUGCCAAAAAGUUUUUUUUUUAAUUUUUGUGUUAUAUAAUGUUUAGUGUGUAUUUGUUGUGUAUAAUGUUUGUGUGUGAGGCUGCUUGCAUGUACAGUUCGAAAGCUCUGGAAGGUUAUCCUGCCGGCUAUUUGGCUGAUUGUCCCGGUACAGAAACACCACCAUACAUAUCACCAACAGAGUUGAAACAGCUCUCCAUAUCGGUCCAAGGAAAAGCCUCAAUACUUUGGCCAAAAACAAAGUACAAUUACUAUCAAAUGAAGGAAUUAUCCAAAGACCCCUGGAUAGAUUGGAGAAAACCCACCAUGAUGUAUGUAGGGGGCUUCAUGGACCAUCCACAGUAUCCCUUCGCCCUGUCCAUCGGGGUUCUGUACAAGAAAUUGGGUUACAAUGUGUUUUUACUGGAUACAAAUCCUUUUACUACUGUGGCUUAUCCUGUAGCGGCGAACAACAUGCGCACGAUAGGAAAACACGCGGCAGAAAUGCUGAUCACCCUCACAAAAUAUGGUUUAGAUCCAAAAAAACUAGAACUUGUAGGUCUCAGCCUUGGAGGGCAAACAAUGAGUUUCAUAGCCAAACACUAUAAGCAGGAAACAGGAAUAAAAAUAUCAAGAUUAACUGGCUUAGAUCCAUCUGGUCCUUGUUUCCGUAACUUAGGACCAAACGACCGUUUGGACGAAAGCGACGCGGACUUCGUAGAUGUAAUUAAUACGAAUAUUGAUGUUUAUGGAAUGGCCGCUCCUGUCGGCCAUGUCAACUUUUACGUCAAUGGAGGAGAGUUCCAACCUGGAGACUUGUUUUGGGCGCCUUGUGACGUCUUUUGCAGUCACAUUCGGGCUUUUACAAUCUGGAUUGCAGCUUUGUUAAACCCUAACAGUUUUAUUGCUAUGAAAUGUGACUCUGUUCAAGAAGCAAGAAAUAAAGAUUGCUAUGAUAAAAAUCCCCCCGUCACAAAUGUCGUUGGUCUGAACACAAAUAAAAGUGUCCACGGCAUUUUCUAUUUGGCUACGUCUAAUAAUUUUCCGUAUUUCAUGGGUUUGAAAGGGUUGAAAAAGGAAUACGAGUUUUAUGAUUCAAAAUUGAAUUUGAGUAAGAGGACUAGUUUGUCAUAUUUUUAGUUAAGUUAUUUUGUUUUCAAGAUUAAUGUUGAUAAUUUUCAAUUGUGCUAAAAAUCCUUGUGGCGUUUUAUACGUACUGCUAACGCCAUCUGUUAUGUAUCUCUGUAA
Messenger RNA from Spodoptera exigua (beet armyworm), 1299 nucleotides. The record is from the annotation of a GenBank genome assembly. Lineage: Eukaryota; Metazoa; Arthropoda; Insecta; Lepidoptera; Noctuidae.